Hypoxylon trugodes is the source of this 2190-nucleotide messenger RNA. Its product is annotated as alpha/beta-hydrolase. Bases 722 to 1495 code for a protein of 257 amino acids. The record is from RefSeq and is a predicted model, not a curated record. NCBI's taxonomy places the organism in Eukaryota, Fungi, Ascomycota, Sordariomycetes, Xylariales, Hypoxylaceae. The transcript has a single exon.
UACAAUUUUAAUACAACCCAUCUUCUUCACCUAGCUACGUCCUCAAGUAUUAAUGGUCGAGUGAAAAUAUACCGCAUAACCCGACGUAUCAUCUUAACAGAAUCCGAAAAGGAUUGUCACUAUCCCGAUCACUCAAAGCUAGGAACACAUCCACCUCGGACAAGUCCAUAGAGCCGUCCUAUAAACCCGAAUCCCAAAAACGAAUGUAGAUCAAGCCGACCCUUAUGCAUGAGAAUGGGUCAUAGAAGCACUACGCAUAGGACUAAUCGUAAUCACAUCAAGGAACUUGACAGAACUCCGCACCGUACCGAUUGCAUUGCGCUGACACUAUCUAAUACAGAUUGAAGCUCAUAAUAUAUCUCAUCAUAGUCUACCUCAGCGUUACGAGAUCAUGGGAAAUUCAUAACAGAGGGGCAGCAACAUUGCAAUAACCAUUCGAACUUCUCAACCAUUGAAAGGGACAUUCAAACCCCAUUUCGUCACCUAAAUUAUUUGGCACCGCGCCAACCGGAAGACCCAUCGUAGUAAUCCGGAGAUGCACCGUGGACAUGUUGGCUGUGUUAUGUCACAAUCGGCAAAGCGUAACCCGAAUAGGACUUCUUACAUAGUAGUGUGUCUCGCAAUGCCCUUAGGUCUUAUUUACUUAUGUACCCUGUGUCCUUCGAGAACAUGGCUAUCUGUGCUUUACUUCCAGCUCGCUCACCUAGAUUGCUAACCCACAAUGUCCCCCUCAUCCAGCAAGCCCACUAUUCUAUUAAUCCAGGGCGCGUUCCAACUUCCAGAGGUAUAUCGGAAGCUGACCGAUGCCCUUGGAGAGAAAGGGUAUCCUACCGUCCAUCCGCCACUUCCAAGUAUAACCGACGAUGGCGACCGCCCCCUCGGUUCAAAAGACUUGAACGAUGAUACGCUUAAGAUUCAACAAGAACUCAAGCGCCUCGUGGAGGUCGAAAGCCGAACCGUUAUCGUUCUGAUGCAUUCAUACGGCGGACUAGUGGGCAGUUCAGGUAUACCGGAGGAAUUCAGCUGGUCGAAGCGUAAGGAGGCAGGACUUGGCCCCGGAGGCGUUUUGCACCUAUUCUACUUCUCAGCUUUUGUCCUACCGCAAAACGCAUCGGUGUUGAGUGUCAUCGGGGAGGGAGACGGCGGCGAAAUUAGACCCGGCAACCGGUUCCGAGUCAAGAAUGCUGCUGAAGGACUCUACAGCGACCUCUCGAGGGACGAAGCCGAGUACUGGGCCUCGAAGAUUGUCGAUCAGUCUUACGCUGUGCAGGAGACGAAGAUGGCACUUGCUGCUUAUGAGUACAUCCCAUCCACAUAUCUGAUCUGUACGAAUGAUAAAGCACUACCGCCGGAGAUUCAGGAGGUAUGUGCUAAGACAGCUGGCGCGAAGGUACUCAAGAUCGACUCGGGACAUUCUCCUAUGCUUGAUAGAACUGAACAACUAGUGGGAAUAAUCACGACGACGGUGGACCAGGCGGUAGACCAAGCAGUUUGAAGGUAUUCUCACGCUUGGUAAGGUUCAUUCUAGUUUAUCAGUCAGUAAUGGAACAUGAAGUAGGGCGAUCAAUUUCGGCCCAUAAGCCGGCAGAUCUAAUAAAGCCCAAUCACCAUUAAUAAGUUGAAGAGGCUAAAGACGAAUCUCAAAUCAUGACAUGAUUCGUGCCAAAUAUCGCUGAUAUAAGUUUGAAUUGGGAGCAUCCAACUCCAACCGUCGGUGGGGGCCACAAAAAUCGCCGAGGUCACGAACUAGGUCGAUUCAAGUGCCUAAGACAGUAAGUAGGUUCCUCCAACAUAAUUCAUCUCACUAGAUUGGGGUGUAGAAGGCAAAGAGGCCCAAUCCAUCGUAUUAAUUCGUAUGAGGUAAGGCGAGUGUCUUAUAAACUUCUUCUAGUUCGCGCCGGCCUCUUCCGGACUGUAAGGACAUGGCCAUCAUAUUAGCGCCAGAGGAACACCAUUUUCCUUGGAACUGUUGCCUCUUGGGCGGUUCGUCGCCUACAAAACCACUCGCAACCUAUGGGUACCCAUCUAGUAGGAUCAAAUACCGUUAGAAAGUUUUCAGGCUCGGCAACAGCAAAAGACGAUUACACGAAGAUAAUAGACAGACAGCGUGAACUAUCGUCCUCGUUGAUCCAAAUAAUGAUCGCACGGGCCUCAAAAUAGAUACCCCGCAAUAGGGGAAUCUGCAGCGCC